GAUGUGAGCGCUGUCAUGGAGGAGGCGUGUGACGAGUGCGGCAUCUAUGCAGAUCUGAACGUGACCUUCUACGGGAACGAUACCAAAAAUGUCACACGCAUCAACAAGUUCUAUUUUUAUCAGGGUACCCAAUUGGCAAUAUUGUGGGUACUGCUGGUGGCGAUCGUGGCCGGCAACGCGACAGUGGUGCUGGCGCUGUUCCUCACCAAAUCCAGGAAGAGCAGGAUGAACUUCUUCAUCAUGCAACUUGCGAUAGCAGAUUUGUGGGUCGGCCUAAUAAGCGUCCUACCAGAUUUAAUCCACCGUAUAACGAUAUCCUGGUACGCUGGAUCAAUAAUGUGCAAACUGAUGAAAUAUUUACAGGGUGUAGUUACAUAUUCAUCUACAUACGUCCUGGUUGCGCUGAGCGUCGACCGGUGUGACGCAAUCACACAUCCAAUGAGGUUUACGGGGAGUUGGCGACGUGCGCGGGCACUAAUAGUGGGCGCGUGGAUCCUGAGCUUUCUCUUUUGUAUGCCCAUGUUAAUUUUGUUUGACGAAGCUAAUAUUCAGGGUACUCCCCAGUGUUGGUCGAGUAUGAACCAACUGCAGUGGCAGAUAUGGAUGACGACUGUAUUUGUGUCACUAUUUGUCGCUCCUGCGCUGACGAUAUCUGCCUGCUACGGAGUCAUACUGGUCAAGAUACAGCAGAAGAGUAGACAAGUUCUCAGCAAGAGGGCGGCUGCUAGACAAAGUAGUGAUGAUUUAGAUAGUCGAAGAGCGAGCAGUCGAGGUAUCAUACCGAAAGCUAAAAUUAAAACAGUCAAGAUGACUUUCGUAAUUGUAUUUGUGUUCGUCCUCUGCUGGUCUCCGUAUAUGAUCUUCGACUUGCUGCAAGUGUACGGAUACGUACCCAACACGCAAGUAAACAUAGCUAUCGCCUCGCUCAUACAGAGUUUAGCACCUCUGAACUCCGCUGCGAAUCCUGUCAUAUACUUCAUCUUCUCUAAUAGAAUAUUCAUUAGUCUACGGAACAUCCCACCAUACAAAUGGUUGUGGUGCAUAAAGAAGGACGACGCCUCAGCAGCUAACGAGUCGCGAGCUCACACGGAAAUGCUGACGUCAUCGCAUCGGCGGACCAGACACGAUCUUACAAUACGAAUCAAAGACAACAGCAUAAAGAAUCAAAGACAACGCUUACAUCAGUACAACGGCAGCUCCCGGAAGGUGCGGUUGAACCUGCCCAAGAACCAGUUACAAACCAACAACAACUGUCAUCCCGACACGCACAGAAGACCUGCUGAUACGUUUUUGUAAUUAAGUAAAAUCUCACAUAAGUUACAUUAAGUAUUAUAGUUAUUUAAACUUAACACAUUCGCUGUGGUACGAGGUCAAUUGACCUCGUGCUUCUAGCGUAUUCAAGGGUUACGAGGUCGAUGGACCUCGUAACGGACCACAUAAAGUUCUAGCAUAAUGUCAAAAAACCUCGUACCGCACCAGAGAAAAGUACAGAAAAAUCAGUGCCGCAGCGAACGUGUUAAUACAGACACAUUUUGUUUUAUGUUUCUAUUGUUCCGAUUAGUGUCAGCGCACACAAGGCGUUAUCGAUCUCACCGGAAAAAAUGUUUUAAUAAAACUGGAAAUACUGGUGUAGGUGUACACAAGGCGCCUUGUGUCCAUGAAUCUGAAGCGUGGUAAGCCUUCUUCUUCCAGUGCUUUUCUUCUACUGAAAGACGAAGAUAGCUUCUUAAAUUACUCCUUGUCUAUGGCCAGGCGGAAAUGAUCACUAAUUGUUCUAUAGUCCACUGAUUAACUAUAAUUAUUUGCUUGUAAUUAUAACGGCAACCCUUUAGACGGGAAUGCAGUCAUUAUUUCCUAACUUAUUAUUAUAGGAUAUAAUUUAUGUCAUGGAGUCAUAAAUACUCGUAUAAUGAGGGCACUUCUUGUUUAGUUUUUCAUCAUAAUGCUUAAUCUUUGAAGCAAUUAAAUCGGCGUCAUUAAUGACGUUUGUAAACGCGAGUUCCCUAUUGGUCCCGCGUAGUGUACAAGGACUCUUAGCGCCAAAGUCCGGUAUACAAAGUUGGCAAUGCCCGGGCAAAGUGACUUCACAGAAGCCUGGCUGAGUUUUCAAAUUUCAAUUACUUAUUUUAUUAACAAACUUCGCUCUUUGAAAACUGUAGAACGAGCGGCGCGCCGAGGUAUUUGUUUAUUAAGCAAAAUAACGGCUAGGGAGGUCAAAGAUUAUUAAUAAAUCUUUUGGUCGCCGUCACUCGACAUUCCUCUUAGUGUUCUUUAUAAAAUAGAAGUUUACGUGUUUAGAACAUUGUUAUUAAACAAGUAAUUAAUAGGUAAAUGGUCCGUCUGCAACAAAUAUAAACAGACUAUAGUCCCUAAGUGGACUAAAACGUUAAUAGCUCAAAGGUUAAGAAGGCCGGACUUAUCACCGUGAGGUUGUGUUGUGUGUCGCUGGACUAUUACGUACGUACGUGCGUACGAUAAUACCUAUAAUACGUAACACCAACGAAAUUUAAAACUAAACUGAAGGCACUAGCGCAUCAAAACUAAGGCGGAUAAAUGUGCUUACUUGUCAUAAUUUCAUUUAGUCGCUUAUUAAACGACGAAAAUUAUAUAAAUAAAUAAUACCUACCUAAAUAUUUUCUACAACGUUGAGUUGUGUGUUCUGGAACUGUAAUAGUUGUAUACACAUAUAAACAAUGGAAUUAAACACAAAAUGUGCAUGUGUGCGCUCAGUGGAGUAUAUAAAUUCGGAUAGCAUUUUGCGGUGAUUGUGUAGGCACGUAACCUAUCUAUAGCAUAUAAAAUAACGUUGCCUCUAGUCUUUCCCGACUAGAUCAAUAUAAAUGGGAAUAUUGGUCAUAUAUAAAUUACACGGCAAAUAUUCUUUAAAAAGAAAAUUCUCUUCCUGUUAGGAUUACCCUAGUCGGUAUAAAUACUUCACAACUUUUAGUAGGGAGCCGAAGAGGGGAUUUUUGCAGUUACUCGAGCACGGCAGAUAAACAUAAGGGACUAUACCUUGCACGUUGUUGAGUACCUCCACCAAGUAUGAGCCCUUGAGUAGGUGGGUACGUUUAGGGCAAUCUAAAAAAAAACUAACUUCAGAAAUACCCAACCAGCACGUCAGAUUAAGAUAAGGUUGAUAGCUUAAAUCUGCACAUUUCGAAAAUCUGACGAUUUGAGCGUAACUUAAUAGAAUGCGAGGGUUUCAAAGUUACAAAAUAAAACCCUUAUAAGUAUUCGAGUUACGAGCGCGAUUAAUUGUUUACUUAUUUUUAACGAAAUAACCUCCUAAUAGAUCGCUACUAAAAUUUUCUGACAAUUUUAGUAGCGAUCUGAAAUCGAAAUGAAAAUUGCUUUUUAAGUCUGUAGUUUUUUUUCCACCGCUAAAAGUGCAAAAAGUAAAUAACCAUUUAUUCUUCCUAUAAUUUAAUCUACCAAAUGCAAUCAGUCCCCAUAACGCUCGAGUAACUGCAUAUAUAGCAUCCCGGACUCUCCUACUAUUUCGCAAAGGAUUGUCAAAUAUUCGUAAAUUAGUUUGUAUUCAACCUUAAUUAAAUAGCUGAAGCAAUGAACGUUAUUCUCCCCUUUGCGUCGUAAGUCAGUGGCUUUGAGAUAAAUAAAAAACCGCUCGGAUGGGUUUAUAGUGUCGUUAAAUGACACCGCUAGUGACUUGACUCCAUAAAAGACCGACUUGUAAGGGAAUUAUUUUUGGAGUUUACACCUUAAGAUUCGAUUUUUUUUUUAUUCUUUACAAGUUAGCUCUUGACUACAAUCUCACGUGAUGGUAAGUGAUGAUGCAGUCUAAGAUGGAAGCGGGCUAACUGGUUAGGAGGAGGAUGAAAAUUCACACUCCAUUCGGUUUCUACUCGGCAUCGCACCGGAACGCUAAAUCGCAUUGCGGUACGUCUUUACCGGUAGGGUGGUAGCCACGGCCGAGGCCUCCCACCAAACAGACUGGACCAAAAAUCUCAAUCUGCCCAGCCGGGGAUCGAACCCAGGAUCUACGUUUUGUAAAUCCACCGCGCAUACCACUGCGCCACGGAGGCCGUCAAUUUUCAUAUAUAGCCCCCGGUAUGAAAAAAAUAUGGCCAGUAAAAUUCGAUGAAUGAAUGACAGCGUUACGUUUUUUGUGCGCAAUCUAUUCUGCGCACCUUUCACCAUGCGCUACUGCCAACAGCGUUCACAUUUGCACGCUGGCGGACACGCCACGACCUGCUGCUAAUCGGUAGCGCACCUUCCACUUUUCAGGCGUAAGUAUUGAGACGUACCUACAUAGUGUAUGCUGUGGGGCAACAUACACCCAUUUAGACAGUCGAUCUGAAAGAGAAAAACUCCAUUUGUGCAUCACACAUUUUUUUUUCUGUUUAUAAGUCUAGUUCAGAACUUAAUUCUGUCAAGAAAAUGAUUUUUCAAUAUACGAAUAAGAUCGUUGUACGUAUAUAGAUUAUAAUAAAACAACCUCUUUUUUAAGUUGGUUAAUAAUAAGUAAGAAAUCAAUGACACCUGCCAUCCGUCUGGAGUGACAUAUUUUUUUCAAACAAAUAAAUAAAAUUAAAAUAAUUUAAAUAUAUACGCUACAAAUAAGCCAAAUCAAAUAGAAACAGUAAAAUGAAUUUGAAGAACAUAAUAAACCAUAGAAA
This is a messenger RNA of Bicyclus anynana (squinting bush brown), 4637 nucleotides long. RefSeq names its product cardioacceleratory peptide receptor-like (gene NGR-A30). Bases 16 to 1296 code for a protein of 426 amino acids. Gene Ontology annotation, cellular component: membrane. The record is from RefSeq and is a predicted model, not a curated record. NCBI's taxonomy places the organism in Eukaryota, Metazoa, Arthropoda, Insecta, Lepidoptera, Nymphalidae. Gene Ontology annotation, biological process: G protein-coupled receptor signaling pathway. Gene Ontology annotation, molecular function: vasopressin receptor activity. The transcript has 10 exons.